Melitaea cinxia (Glanville fritillary) is the source of this 858-nucleotide messenger RNA. It is a transcript of the gene Gtpx, whose product is annotated as probable phospholipid hydroperoxide glutathione peroxidase. The transcript is spliced from 4 exons. The coding region runs from base 101 to 700 and encodes 199 amino acids. Gene Ontology annotation, biological process: response to oxidative stress. The record is from RefSeq and is a predicted model, not a curated record. Lineage: Eukaryota; Metazoa; Arthropoda; Insecta; Lepidoptera; Nymphalidae. Gene Ontology annotation, molecular function: glutathione peroxidase activity.
UAAGUAGUACCUAACAAUUAUUAUCUUUCUAUUCAAACUGUCUACGUAAAUGCACAGCAUAAUCAGCACGUAAAGAAGUUUUUAAAUUUUAAUCAAUAACAUGACAAUCGGAUUUAGAACGAUUUCGAAACUUGUUGUGCCCGCAGUCAGUAAUCUAUUCUGUUUAACAAGAGUUCAACUUAGUACUGUCACCAUGGCAAGUAAUCCGGACUACAAAGCUGCUGAAAGUAUUCAUGAGUUUACAGUGAAAAACAUCAAAGGAGAAGAUGUGAAACUUGAUGUGUACAAAGGGCAUGUUUGUAUAAUUGUAAAUGUUGCUUCUCAGUGUGGUCUCACAGCAAACAAUUACAAGCAGCUCAAUGAAUUGUAUGACCAAUAUGCUGAAAGCAAAGGUUUACGCAUCUUGGCAUUCCCGUGCAAUCAAUUUGCUGGUCAGGAACCAGGUAAUCCUGAAGAUAUAGUGUGUUUUGCAAGCGAGAGAAAAGUCAAAUUUGAUUUGUUCGAAAAGAUUGAUGUCAAUGGAGACUCGGCAAACCCGUUGUGGAAAUUUUUGAAGCACAAGCAAGGAGGUACUUUGGGCAGUUUUAUUAAGUGGAAUUUCACAAAGUUCAUCAUUGAUAAAAAUGGAGUUCCGGUUGAAAGGCACGGUCCAAACACUGAUCCCUUGGAUCUUGUCAAGUCCCUUGAAAAAUAUUGGUGAAUAAAAUUUCCUAAUAAAAAUAUUAAAAUCAUAUUUAUUUAUUUAUAAAAUAAAGAAAUGUAACAUCAAAAAUUCAUAUGUACAAUCAAAGUUUAUCCACUAUAUCAUAUGUAAGAUUUUUGUUAAUUUAUGCAAUAAAUAUAUUUUUAACAACUUAA